Schistocerca piceifrons (Central American locust) is the source of this 1130-nucleotide messenger RNA. RefSeq names its product ubiquitin-conjugating enzyme E2Q-like protein 1. NCBI's taxonomy places the organism in Eukaryota, Metazoa, Arthropoda, Insecta, Orthoptera, Acrididae. The record is from RefSeq and is a predicted model, not a curated record. The coding region runs from base 228 to 1130 and encodes 300 amino acids. The transcript is spliced from 8 exons.
GACCGCGCCGCCUCGAUCUGCCAGCCGACCGCCGCAGCCGCCGCCGGCAACUCGGAGUGCUUCGCAGGGACUGCUCAUCCCUGUACAAGAGACUCCGCGCUAAAGCAGCUGCCGACCGCUCAUUACAAGAACGACGACGCUCUGGGUGUCAUGAGGUCGAGCUGAGCCGCUGGCAGGUGGACGGGUUCCGCUACACUGCUACUGUGCUGACAGAUCGGCUGACAACCAUGUCGUCGCGCUCUAAGGAAAAGAUGGCGGCCGCGUUCCGGCGGCUGUUCCGCUCCUCCUCCGCAGCGGGGGCGGCCGCUGCUGGCGCCAGCGGCGGCGGCGGCAGCAACUCCAACUCUCCCGUGGCAGCCGCGAGGCGGCUCCUCAGCAGGCACGGCUACCACCACAGGGACGCGGUGACGCCGGCGGAAAGCGCCGAGGCCAGAGGCGGGGGCGGAGUGGCGGGGGCGGCGGCGCCGGUGCGGAAGUCGGCGCUGAGCCUGCUGCGGCCCAAGAAGAGCUCCGCCGCGGCUGCGGGGGCGGGCGCCGGAGCCGCCGCCGCGGGGCACUCGGCCGACAAGGGCGCCUGCGGCUCCCAGGCCGGCGCCAUCGCAGCCCACAAGACGGUGCGCGCGCGGCGGCUGAUGAAGGAGCUACGAGAGAUCCAGCGGCUGCAGGCGCAGCAGCGGCACGACCCGGUGUUCACGGUGGAGCUGGUCAACGACAACCUGUUCGAGUGGCACGUGCGGCUGUUCCGCGUGGACGCGGAGAGCGAGCUGGCGGGCGACAUGCGCGAGCUGGGCGUGCCCUGCAUCCUGCUGCACCUCGCCUUCCCCGACAACUUCCCGUUCGCGCCGCCCUUCAUGCGCGUCAUCUCGCCGCGCAUCGAGAAGGGCUUCGUCAUGGAGGGCGGCGCCAUCUGCAUGGAGCUGCUCACGCCGCGUGGCUGGGCGUCCGCCUACACCGUCGAAGCUGUCGUCAUGCAGUUCGCCGCCAGCAUAGUGAAGGGACAGGGGCGCAUCGCCAGGAAGCACAAGGGCAGCAAGGACUUCAGCCGGCGCUCGGCCGAGGAGUCGUUCCGCAGCCUGGUGAAGACGCACGACAAGUACGGCUGGGUGACGCCGCCGCUCGCCGACGGCUAG